GUCUGUUCGUCCACCUUCCUCUCCAGAGGUAAGUCCCACUGCUUGCUUGGCUAGUCUCCUGCCUGUCUCAUAGACUCCAUACGAUCUCUGUAUCAUCUAUUCCAAUCUGUGGCGAACUGUUGGAACACACAGCGUCGCUUGACGCGUCUAUGGCCAACACCGCAACACUGAACUCGUCUGUGGACCCCAGCGAGGUCGAAGCAGCGAAUGACGCGGAUACCCGGUCUCCAUCUCGGGCAUCGCCUGACAAGGGUGUUUUCUCUGUGACUCUGGAUUUACAGAGCCAUGAGGCAGCGAGCCCUAUGUCUCUUUCGCCGGGGUCGGCACUCAGUCCCCUCAGAGGAAGUCCUGCCAACGGUCUUCCUGCCACGCAAUCUAGUGCAACCGCUUCCGGAGUACCUCAUCAGAAGAAGUUCACGCACAGCAAUAUCAACAAAAAGUUCCUGGAGAAGACUUACUCGUCCAGUUCAGGUCAGACCCUAUCUGCAUCUGUGACGGCGAAAACUGGGAGUGCAACCCCCAAGCCCUCACUACAAACUGCCGUCUCUCACUCACGGCUUGUGACUGCGAAACUUACCGCAACAGCGCAAUCGUCUACCACUGGGCCAGGGUGGUCCCGUCCUCCAUCUUCAGUUUCCUCUGCUACGCCUGCUUCUCCGUCGGCCACGAAUUCUAAAGCGCCUCCUCCUUCCUCUUCUACACCGAACAGCUCAGGGUCUGCGCCCCAGCCUCCCCCCGUCGGCAAGGUCAUCCAACCUCAGCCGCGCGGUGCAACGGAGAUAUUUGUGUCAUCUGUGAAGAGGGAUAGCUCCAACAAACCGGCAUGGAGUAGUGCGAGAAGUGCCACGGCCGUCGUGAACAGGCUGGACGCAGCAGCCAACGACUUCCCCACUGCAGCGGAGGUAGCACAAGGUCGUGCUUCCAAACUCGCCGAACAGAAAGAGGCAGCGCAGGCUGCCGCGGCGCAGAAGGAGGCCAUGACCGCUGAGGCGGAUACCUUUCGCGGCGUCCAUCUUGAUCCCAAUGCUCAUCACUGGGACGAGAUGGAAGAAGACGACGACAACUUCCUUGAUGGGGUCAUUGACUUUGGUGACGGUCGGCAGUACAAGGUCGAGGCUACCGAAGUGUUGCAGAUACCGCCAUCAGCUCAAGACGUCCCAGGGUCGGCCAAAGGCAAUGACGACCCAGCUCCUCCUAACGAGGGCUUAGCCUCGCUAGAUCAACCAGUCAGCAAGGAGGAGAGAUUCGCCGAAGAUUUCGACAGAAGCUGGCCGCGUUCAGGACUUACGACAAACUUCACCAGUGGUCAACGCGAGCAGUUUUCCAAUGGCGCGCCGUCUCCCGCUUCGUCACAAUCUGUCCAUUCCCCGUCAGAGUCUAAAGUGCUGUUCAACGAACGCUCAAACAGGCUAGAACCUUACUCUUCUGUGCAUCCGCCUCACCGGCAAGCUGGAGAGUCAAGAGGCGGCAGAGACAUUCCACCGCAUGUACACCCGCAGAAUGUUCAACUCCUGCAGAAGGCGCCUGGCGGCGUUGACCGUCGCUAUGAUGGACCUCGACCAACAGGCGAGCAUGUCGGUCACUCUGCUGUCCCUCCUCGGCAUUCGGACCGUGACUUCCAUAGGCACGAUACUCAGCCCCCUCCCUCAUUCACACGUACCUCUGCGCAUGGAUACCAGGGACGCCCCAACGAUCAUCGCGGUCCAUACGGUAUGCCACCGCCCGCUGGACAACUCGACGAGCGCCCUCCACGCAUGUCGGCAAUGCCUCCACCCCCGCUUCCGAUGCAUCACACGCGAGAGCCACAGAGGGAGUCGAGUAGGCAACUGCCUCCUCAUCUGUCUGAUAUGCGGUCGCCACAACAGAGAUCUCGAGUGUCACUAGUACCCGAUGGGCAUGGGCACCGACGAGAAACUUCUAAUUUGACUGCUGAGCCUCCACCGGAUACCCCAAGGUCUCCGGCUGUGUCUGUGGACGAUCAAGUACUUACCUCGCUGGCUGUUGCACCGACGGAAUCGGCCCCACCAUCGUCAGAAGCACCUGCGGUUGAUUUGAAUGAGGUAUACAAGAAGGAGAUGCAUACCGCGGCUGAACGUGCGAGACUACGCCGACAGCAGGAAGAAGAGGAGCGCGAGCGAGAGAAGGAGCGUGCACGGAAAAAAGCCGCUGAGCUGGAGGUACAGCAGAAGGCCAAGGAGGAACAGAAACGACCUGAUGCGCCUGAACCAUCUGCUAUCUCGGACAACCAGGUUAUUGUGGUUAUCGAGGAUGCAGUCCGCAGUGCAGAUGCAUCUGCGGGACCUGUAACGCCGACUCCGGAUGUAGCCCCACCCUCUGCGUCGAAGACACCCUUCAAUAGACCGACGUCGUCUAAAGGCUCUGCCCGUCCGCUACAAGGCCGCCGGAUGUCCUCCACUGCAGUGACAGGGCAGGAUCAGCCUUCAGCAGCAAUGGAGGCAGAUUCAUGGCGAAGUCGAGCCCCUCCACGAUGGACGGCCCACGUCGAACCCGCCGUUGCAACCGCAGCUUUACCGCCACCGCCACUGCCAUUGCUCGCGGAGGUCGAGUCUCUUCAUCUGAAGGGUGGUGAUGAUGUCGAAGUCGUGGACUUCUUGGACUUGGGUAGGUUCGUAGGAGCGGAAAGGCCAGCUGAGUCAGCGCAGUCAGAACGACCGUCAACGCGGCCACCGAGGGCCAGCGCGGCCGAUUUCUUUGAGGACGAUGUCUCCGCGUCCCCUCAGGUGAUGCAAAACGAGGAUAGCUCAUGGAGGCGCAGAACCAUCAUUCACGAACCUUCAACUCACGCGUCAGAGGGAUCUGGGUCCACCACGCUUCCAAAGGAGAGAUUGCGAGUGCAGAUCAUUCCCUCGGACGCACCGCGAUCUCCUGGCAGCUCUUCCCUCGUCCACUCCCGUAUCUCGCCUUCACAGCAUCGCCAUCAUGACGACAGAUUGCAAUCCGGUACGAGCCAUUUGCCUUCGGGACACCAUGGCCACGGACCACAGCGCUCUCCUCUCACCUCGUCUUAUCGAGAAGCACCUAUGUCUGCUCUCAACGAUGCUAUCUCCCGCAUCAAAGGAGCCUUGGAUGAUAUGCACACGAAGGAGGAGCCACCGAAGCUGCAGAAGUGGGUGCCGCCUGCGCUCAGGCUCACACAAGGCGGUCACGACCUUGCUCGGCCUAGCGAGGUCUUCGAUGUGACCGGGAAAGAGCCACCUCGUUCUCCCAAACCUGCAUGGAACGUGUUCACCGUAAAGUUGCCGAAGGCGGCCUCGCCUCAGUUGCCCCCAGUUCGAACGAAGCAACUCCACGGUUUUCGGAGCGCUACCUCCGUCUCAACAGCCAUCUAUUCAUGGGUUCCUCCUAUCAGCGGCAGCUCUCGCCGUGACGUUGCAGUUGAUGACUACUUGUUUGGGUCCCCGACGAAUAGACCGUCUCAUACACGGUAUCUCGUGGCACUACCGCCUAGACGAUAUCCUGUUCCGUCGGACAGUUCGGGGCCCGUAGUGAAUCUACCAUCGAAGCCAUCCGGUGCUAAGGGCACCAAAGCUGUCGCCCGUGAAGCCGAGUCAACAAGUUGGCGUAGACCCGCACCCGCCUCUACUCGACCAGUCCAGGAUGCUGCUGAUGUCCGCCCUGGAUUAGACACGAUGAGUCGGUCGCCGCCUCCCGAAGCACCUUUCGGGAGCAUUGCAUCACUUCCCAAGAGCGAGCCUACCUCUCCUAGCCGGGUCGUUGGUGCACCCGCGAAGUCACAAGCACAGUCGCAAAACAUCGUUGGUUCUGGCGUUGCUUUUUAUCGCGACGUGAAGUUUGAUGAUGCUGUACAGCCGGCGUCGGUAAGCUUCGUGGUCAGCAGCGAGCUAGACGUCUCGAUCCCCGCUGAGAGCAUGGCGACACGGGGAACUGCUCCACAGGUCAGUUUUCAAUCGGUGUCGAGAGUCGCGGACGUGUCGUCUGGGCGCAGUGAGGGGAAGUCCCUUGCGGAACCCUUCGCCAUCACAUCGAGUGAUAGUUCUGAUCAAGCGGGCAAGAGUUCGUCUCCUGUGGUACCCAACGGUACCUGGACCAAGUCGCCGAGACCGUUUCCUCUCAAGGAGUCACCUUCAAGAGGGGUUCCGGAUCCGGAGCAUCUAAGGGCGGUGUGGUCUCAGACGCCUGACAAGGCUGCACUACCUUCUGUGAAUUCCUUGAAGGGGAUCGCUGAUGACCUGACGGCUGUACCGUUCACUCUACAAGACGUCAAGUCAGAAGACGGUGGUACGCCUCCACCGUCAGGCCCGGGCCCGUCAAGAAUGUCUUCGUACGAUGUCACACGUGCAUUCCAGCAGGUCCCUGCGUCGUCGGCAAAGUCUCCUCCACGGAAUACAACACUCCCGCCUCCCGUGGGCCAUGUGCCCAACGGUUCAUCCUCAAGAUCAGCAUUCCCUUCGUACCAACCUACCACUCUUCGCCCUCCGUAUGCAUAUCCAUCUCCAGUCCUCAGCCAUUCGCCCAGUCCGACUGUCAUGUACCCUCAAGUAGCGCCGAGCCCUGUUCCUCGGCCAAUGAUGGUCAACGGUCCGCCAUCGCCGUAUGCUCAGCCUAUGUGGAUGCCUAUGGGGGGAGCUCCUCAACCACAGGCCAACAUGAUGCGACCAAUGGCGUCGCCAUUUACGCCGCAGUUCGUCCCGUAUCCUUCUCCUGGACCGGUACCUGUUUACAUCCCUUCCCCCAAUAUGUCAAAUCCGCAACAGCCACCCAACGGAGCGCAGGGUCGUGGGCCUAUGAUGAGUCCCAUGAUGCAGCCGCAUGCCCUAUACAGUAGCAGUCCGGUCCUGAUGCACUCGCCGGCCGGCCUUCACGUUCAACCACCUCAUGGGUAUGCAGCUACUCCCUCGAACCGUGGACAAGUGCGUGGCAACUUCGAACACGCACCAGGAGGAUCCAGCAUCCCUGCUCCUAUGGGACAUCCCCCUCAGCAACCACCCUACCCCACCACACCUGCUUACUCCGUACGCCCGGCUUGGUGAACUCUUGUAGCAUACAAUUCUCUUCGCCUCAAUUAUGCAGUGCUGUUACAUAUUCAUACCCUCCCGCAAGCGACUUGACCCGCGUAUAUCUAUUCUUGACAUCCAGACCCAUAAAUUAUGAAGGCAGACAUCAACACUCUAGAUGCAAGUCGGCAGUACUACGCUAUCCUCUAGGCUCUAGGCGUUGGCAAGUUGUACAGCACUCUCCGCCGCGUCGUCUAGCUCGUCGAAGGGCAUGAUCUUCAACCCGGACUCACGAAUCAUCCUAUCAGAAGAAUGGUGAGUUGCAUACGUAGGGCUUCAGUACGAGGAC
Messenger RNA from Rhodofomes roseus, 5325 nucleotides. RefSeq lists its product as uncharacterized. NCBI's taxonomy places the organism in Eukaryota, Fungi, Basidiomycota, Agaricomycetes, Polyporales, Fomitopsidaceae. The record is from RefSeq and is a predicted model, not a curated record. Bases 150 to 5012 code for a protein of 1620 amino acids. The transcript has 7 exons.